Molecule: messenger RNA, 854 nt
Organism: Scaptodrosophila lebanonensis
Lineage: Eukaryota; Metazoa; Arthropoda; Insecta; Diptera; Drosophilidae
Product: peptide deformylase, mitochondrial
Exons: 2
Coding region: 23-724 (233 amino acids)
Biological process (GO): peptidyl-methionine modification; N-terminal protein amino acid modification
Cellular component (GO): mitochondrion
Molecular function (GO): peptide deformylase activity
Source: RefSeq, a predicted model, not a curated record
GAAAGACCUAACGCUAAUUGCUAUGUCUGUGCAUAUAUUCAAUAGUUGGCUCACAAACUUCGUACGCCUAUAUACGGCACUAAAGAAACGCUGGUUCCACGCCGGACUCCGUCCAAUUAGCGCCACCACCCCUAUAACUACACCCCCCUAUGAACACUUCACACAAAUUGGAGAUCCCGUAUUACGAGGGCGAGCCGCGGAAGUGCCUGCAGACAAAAUCGAUAGUGAGGAGAUCAAUGGAAUUAUAGAGCGCAUGGUUAAAGUGCUGCGCCACUAUGAUUGCGUGGGCGUGGCAGCGCCCCAAAUCGGUAUUCCCUUGCGCAUCAUUGUAAUGGAGUUUGCAGAACGCAAGCGCCAGCAAUUUACGGCUGAAACCUACGCAGCGCGAAAAAUGUCAACAUUGCCGCUAACUGUAUUCAUAAAUCCGGAACUGGAGAUAAUAAGCGAGGUUAAGCACAAACAACCGGAGGGCUGUAUGAGCGUUCGCGGCUACGCAGCCGAAGUUGCACGUUACGAUCGCGUUAAAGUAUCGGGCGUGGGAAAACUGGGCACUUCUUCGGAAAUUGUAUUGGAAGGAUGGAGCGCACGGAUUGCUCAACACGAAGUGGAUCACUUAAAUGGCGUUAUAUAUAUAGAUCGCAUGGAUUCCUCCAGUUUUUGUUGCCUAUCGUGGCAGCAAGUUAACGCAGCAGGUGGACACGCGUCGAUUGUGUUUGACAAAUAGUAUGUAAAUUUUUUGCUGAUGGGGACACUGAUACAAAGGCUCCACAAUUAAAUAUUAAUAGAGUUGCCUAUUAGAUUUUGUUACGCUGGAUUGUUGUACAAAAUAAAUAUUUAAACAGUUAACAGUUAAA